UUGCCCCACGACCCUGAGGCCGAGGCGGCGGUCCUGGGAGCGCUGCUCAUUGACGGCGACGCCCUGCAUCGGGUGACGCCGCUGAUCAAGCCCGAGGACUUCCACCGGGCUCGGCAUCAGUUUUGUUUUGCCGCCUGCCUGGCCGUUUUCACCCGCCAAGAGGCCAUCGACCAGAUCACAGUCGCCCGGGAGCUGCAAACCCAGGGGCGCCUUGAGCAGGUAGGAGGGCUGCCCUACCUGGGGCAGCUCAUCGCCGGGACGCCCACAUCGGUCAACGUGGAGCACUACGCCGCCAUCGUGGCCGAGACGGCGGCCAAGCGGCGCAUCAUUGGGGCGGGCAACCGGAUCUCCGAGUUGGGGUUCGACGAGAGCUCGGAUGUGGACGAAACCAUGCGGCAUUCGGUGCUCGACGUUUACCUGCAGGGCGACAUCGGCGACGUAUCGCUGACUGACGAACCGCCCCUCCAGAGUGGCUACAGCGACUUCGACAGCAUCCUCGGCGGGAUGCAGCGUUCGGACCUUCUGAUCGUGGGGGCGCGGCCCGGCCUGGGAAAGAGCAGCCUAGCGCUCAAUAUCUGCACCAACGCGGCAAAAGCCGGCCAGACCUGCGGGAUCUUCAGCCUGGAAAUGAGCCGCGAGCAGGUGGCGAUGCGGAUGCUCGUCGCCGAAUCGGGGGUCGACUCACACCGACUGCGUCUUGGUCUGCUGUCAGAGAACGAGCAGAACGUGAUCUCCGACGCGGUGGGUCUGCUGUCCGGUCUUCCCAUCUUCAUCGACGACACCCCGUUCCAGACCACCAUGGACAUGCGGAGCAAAGCCCAGCGGCUACAACUGGAACACGGUCUGGACUUCCUCGUAGUCGACUACCUCCAGCUGAUCCAGGGCGGGGGCCGUCGGCAGGGAUACGGCGAGAAUCGUGUGCAGGAAAUCAGCGAGAUAUCGCGUUCCCUAAAAGGCAUGGCCCGGGACCUGAACGCGCCGGUGUUCACCUGCUCGCAACUCAGUCGGGUGGUGGAAAACCGGCCCGGGCAUCGCCCGCAGCUUUCGGACCUGCGCGACAGCGGGAGCAUCGAGCAGGACGCGGACGUGGUGACCUUCCUCUUCCGGGAGGACCGGGUCUUCACCGAGGAAGAGUGGGAACAGCACGCGCCCGGCCGGCCCGUACCCGCGUAA
Geodia barretti is the source of this 1173-nucleotide messenger RNA. Lineage: Eukaryota; Metazoa; Porifera; Demospongiae; Tetractinellida; Geodiidae. The record is from the annotation of a GenBank genome assembly.